Molecule: messenger RNA, 3365 nt
Organism: Hippopotamus amphibius kiboko
Lineage: Eukaryota; Metazoa; Chordata; Mammalia; Artiodactyla; Hippopotamidae
Gene: AIRIM
Product: AFG2 interacting ribosome maturation factor
Exons: 5
Coding region: 273-953 (226 amino acids)
Cellular component (GO): nucleus; cytoplasm
Source: RefSeq, a predicted model, not a curated record
AGAGACGACGGAGGCGUGCUGGGGGCCUUGGAAGGCCUUUAACCUUGAUUGCUUUAGCUUUAAGUUUUCCCCUUGGUUUAGAGAAAGCGACCCCGCGGCCUCAAGGAGAGGAGAGAAACUCCUGACUCCCGAAGCACGCGUCGGCUGGGGAGCCAGCAGUGUAAAAUAGGAAAUUGCCCGAACCCGGACGAGCCUCCUCCUAGGGAGAGUCAGGAAACCCUUCCCGAAGUGGGAAACGAGGGUCCCGCCUUCCGAGAGCCCCUGUAAAGAAGAUGACUCAAGACCAGCCUUUGCUUGCGGUGCAGGAGGCCCUGAGGAAGUGCUUUCCCGUGGUGGAGGAGCAGCAGGGCCUGUGGCAGAGCGCUCUCAGGGACUGCCCGCCCCUCCUGACCUCCCUCAGCAACCUGGCAGAGCAGCUGCAGGCCGCACAGAACCUGCGAUUUGAGGAUGUGCAGGCACUUCGGGCCUUCCCAGACUUACAGGAGCGGCUGAGGCGCAAGCAGCUGGCGGCUGGUGACACCGUCCUCGACAAGCUAGAGGAGAAGCUAGCCGCCCUCCUCAAGGUACGUGAUGUGGUCAGCAGCCACGUGAAACACGUGCUUCAGAUCUAUGAGCAGCACGCAGACACGAUUGACCUCGAUGCUGUCUUGCGGGCGUCAGCGUCGAGCCCCUCUGUGGCUGAAAUGUUGGAGUGGUUGCAGGAUAUUGAGAGACAUUAUCGAAAUUCGAAGGUACCUAAAGAGGAAGUACCUCCUGUCCUCAGUCCAGUGGGGAGACUUGGGAAAUAUCCAAGCUUUGCCCAAAGCCUGGGACCGAAUUUCAGAAGACGAACACGCAGACCUUGUGCAAGAUAUCCUGCUGAAUGUUUCCUUCUUCCUGGAAGAAUGAAGAAGCUGUGUGUUUAUCGGGAGACUAGGGGGACACAGUUGAAGACCAACAUUGCUGCACUCUGAUAUUUCUGAAGAAAUGCCAGUAUUGCAACUUUUUAUUGGAGACAUCAGUGCCUAGAGCCUGAGGACUGGCUCUGGGGAGGAUUGCGCUGGAUGUAUAUGAUGUUCGGGCUUCUUCAUUCCAGGUCAUGGGUGAGGGUAUGUGGUCACACCUUGCCCUUUCCUGAGGCUCAGGGGAGUGGACAGAGGCAGAGAAGGUGCAGGAAAGGCGAUGCAGAAGAACACUGGGGGCAGAAGCAGCAGCCACAGAAGUGGUAAGAAAGGAGAGGACAGGGGUAGAGAGUUGGCAUCGCCCUCAGCAUCAUCCAGAGCUCUGAGCUUCGCUGAUACAGGUCCUGUUCAGUACCCGAUCCCUUGGUGAAAAAAAGUGGCUUUGAUAAUGUAAAGAAGUAGGAGUGAUGUUGGUGGAAAACAGUUACCGUUUUUGAAUUGCAUUUGUUCCUUAUCAUCCAAACAAUUUCAGUUUCCAGAGCCUACCACCAGGGGGAGGUGGUGUGGCAUGAGUUACGCUGAAUGCUUUGUGUUUGGAGGCGUUCCCUGGUUGCUCUUAGUAUCUGAGAGUAACUGGGGAUAUUGGGACUCCUAAAAUAACACGGUUUUUUGUUGUUGUUUUAACCAAAGCUGACAGCUGACUUGCCAUAGUCCUCUGAUCUUGGAGUAGCUGAGUGGAUGGGAGAACACCAGCUCAGGCAUUCAGGGUUGUGUUUCUGAGGCCCAGUGCCUUCAUCAGUGAAAUGGUUGUGGUACUUCCAGACCUCUCACCUUCCUGGGCUGGUGCAAAAAUCUGGGUCAUUGGAUGUAAAGGGGCUUAAUAAAGAAUAUAGAUAUUUUUCAAAAUGAAAAUGACUUUUUUCUUAUUACAAAACUGGAUAUAUGCUUUUUAAAAAAAGUAGAAAAAUUGUAGAAAACGUUUAAAAUGCAGAAAAGUAUAAAACAAGCUCCACCAGAGAUAUUUUGAUGUGUAUUUUUUCAGUGUUCAUCUUCACAAAUUUUAACAGAAUAAUUAGGGUGUCAUUGAUAAAUACCCUUGUUUAAAUUAUCUUAAAAAAAAAACAACCUUAAUAUAGUUUGGCCAGUUUUUCAUAUCUGUGAAUAUAGCUCAACACAAUUAUACACCAUUAUACACCAUUUUAUGAAUGUAUUAUAUUUUACAUGUGUGUAAUUUUUAAGUCUUCAUGUUUUUCUACCUGUAAGGAUAAUACAUUCUGACUGUUAAAAAUUGAAGUAUUACAGAAAGUAAUACAGAAAAAUACACAUUGUCCACCUGGCAGAUACGUAUGUAAUUGUCUUGAUUUUUUUAAAUAGUUUUUUUAAAGUAAUUUUUUAGCUGCAUUGGGUCUUCAUUGCUGCGUGAGGGCGGUGAGCAGGGGCUCUUCUUCCUUGUGGUGCUUGGGCUUCUCAUUGUGAUGGCUUCUCUUGUUGCAGAGCACAGGCCCUAGGCCUAAGUUGCUUCUCGGCAUGUGGGUUCUUCCUGGUCCAGAAACUGAACCCAGGUCCCCUGCAUUGGCAGGUGGGUUCUUAACCACUGUGCUACCAGGGAAGUCCCCCGUGAUUGUUUUUAAUAACAUGGUGUAUAUUCUUCCAGGAAUUUAAAAAAAUCUAUUCUAUCACAUAUAUAAUCAUUGUAAAUAAAAACUUAAGACAUUUGGGUAUCAGGUUUUUUGUUGUGCUCUGGGCACAGAGGUGACGGAGAGCCCCCAAAAAAGAUUUGUAGUUCAACCAGGGACAGAUUUAAACCAGUGUUUCUCAGGCUUGAAAGUGUAUAUAAAUCACUGUGAUCUUGUUAACAUUUAGAUUCCCAUUCUGUAGGUACCGGGUGGGGCCCUGGACUCUGCAUUUCUAACGAGGUCCCAUGUGAUGUCAGUGAUCCAAGGACCAGACUUUAAGUUGAAGAAAUUUAAAUUGUAACACAAUAGUGAAAGUGUUGUAUUUGAGGUCAAAACAGAAUUCCGUGGGAAAAUAGAGGUGACAGCUAACUGCUGCGGGAUUCCUUCAUGGGGAUCGUGACGUCUGAGUGGGGCCUUGAAGCUCAGAGAGGGGAGCAGGGCGCUCCGCACACAGGGACAGCCUCAGCAGAGGCAGUGUCUGAGGAAGAAUGGAUGCGGAUGCCUCCUGGAAGUUUGCUGUGUGCGGACACUGCUUGUGGCCUGUACACCGUAGAACUAGAAGCGUUCACAGUUGAGUGUAGCAGGGCACUGGCGUUCAUAGGGGGAUGGGAGAGUGGCAGAAGGUGGGUCUGUAAGGGUGAACUGGGAUGAAUUUGUGAAAGCCUUGCUCAAGAGUAUGUAUUUUGCAAAUGGGAGUUGCUUGUUUGUGUGUUUGCGUAUAAUAAAGAGCUUUUAAAAUCUCCCUCAUUGAAACAAGUAAUCAUGACUGAAUAAAGUAUGUUUAUGGUGCUAAGUAAUAACUAUGUGU